This is a messenger RNA of Alternaria viburni, 480 nucleotides long. RefSeq lists its product as uncharacterized. Lineage: Eukaryota; Fungi; Ascomycota; Dothideomycetes; Pleosporales; Pleosporaceae. The record is from RefSeq and is a predicted model, not a curated record. The transcript has 2 exons. The coding region runs from base 1 to 480 and encodes 159 amino acids.
AUGAUGUUUCAAUGUCAACCUAUCUCGUUCUUCUGGGACGGGUGGAAAGGCGAAACAAGUGGCCGAUGCACCGUCGACGUUCGGCUGUUUGGAUUCAUUCGCGGCGCCAUUGAGAUCAUGCUCGACGUGGCAAUCCUAUCGUUGCCUUUGCCCAUGCUAGCGAGACUACAGAUGUCCUGGAAGAAGAAGGUCCAGAUUAUCUCUAUGUUCGCUGUGGGCUUCAUCAUCUUCAUCGUCAGUUGCCUUCGCUUAUGGGCUCUCGUCCGAUUCGAUCAGAGCUCAAAUCCGACUUGUGAGAUAUGCAGCAAAUCCGAAAGCUCCGGGAAGCGCAGCUACGUCUCUAGUGACGAUCGUUAUCGCAUGCGAAGAUCAGGACAUCGACUGUCUCUGGGUGGUAUCUCGAAGGCUAUCGAUAUUCAAGUCAAACGCGAGGACCUCUCGGAGUCGGAUGUCGAACUCGUAGGCCGGGCAAACUAUUAA